This is a messenger RNA of Neurospora tetraspora, 1793 nucleotides long. RefSeq names its product c-14 sterol reductase ERG-3. Gene Ontology annotation, biological process: ergosterol biosynthetic process. Gene Ontology annotation, cellular component: endoplasmic reticulum membrane. Gene Ontology annotation, molecular function: Delta14-sterol reductase activity. NCBI's taxonomy places the organism in Eukaryota, Fungi, Ascomycota, Sordariomycetes, Sordariales, Sordariaceae. The record is from RefSeq and is a predicted model, not a curated record. Bases 148 to 1620 code for a protein of 490 amino acids. The transcript has 2 exons.
GUCUGAACCAGACCCUUUCUGGACAUUAUUUUGUUUGGCUGCCAGUUGUCCCACGACAGCAUCCACAGCUGAACACUUAAGUAGGGAGCUUUCUCCUCUCCCGGCUUUCGUGUUGUUGUCGUCUACAGCAACACAGCCAUCAUAACCAUGGCCGGGAAACAGAAGCAAGCUGUCGCAAAGAAGGAGGUUGCGCCGCGCCAGCAGCACUACGAAUUUGGCGGCCCCAUCGGCGCCUUCGUCAUAACAUUUGGCCUCCCCAUUCUCGUCCACGUCUUCAACCUUUUCUGCAACGACAUCUCCGGCUGCCCUGCGCCCUCGCUCCUCCACCCCAAGUCCCUCGACCUUGCCCAGCUCAAGCGCGAAAUUGGCUGGCCUGAAAAUGGCGUCUUCGGGCUCUUCUCGUGGUCCGCCACGCUCUGGACUCUGGGUUACUACACCCUCUCGCUCGUUCAAUACCGCAUCCUCCCCGGCCACCACGUCGAGGGAACCGAGCUGAGCACCGGCGGUCGGCUCAAGUACAAGCUGAACGCUUUCAACUCGGCCAUGUGCACCUUGGCCAUCCUGGCUGCCGGCACCAUUGCUCAGGGCGCCGAGUUCCCUGUUUGGACUUUCAUCUCCGACAACUUUGCGCAGAUCAUCAGCGCCAACAUCCUCGUCGCUUCCGCGCUCGCCAUCUUCGUCUACGUCCGCAGCUUUGACGUCAAGCCCGGCAACAAGGACAUGCGCGAGUUGGCAGCAGGCGGUGCCACCGGCUCCCUCAUCUACGAUUUCUAUAUUGGUCGCGAGCUCAAUCCACGCAUCACUCUGCCCCUCAUCGGCGAAGUGGACAUCAAGGAAUUCAUGGAAAUGCGCCCCGGUCUCUUGGGGUGGAUCAUUCUCAACUGCGCCUUCAUCGCCAAGCAAUACCGUUUGUACGGCUAUGUUACCGAUUCGAUCCUCUUCAUCACCGCCAUCCAGGCUGUCUACGUUUUGGACGGCAUUUACAUGGAACCAGCGGUCUUGACUACCAUGGAUAUCACUACUGACGGCUUCGGGUUCAUGUUGAGCUUCGGAGAUGUCGUUUGGCUGCCGUUCAUGUACUCGACUCAGACACGCUACCUUGCCGUCCAUCCUCAGCAGCUUGGCGCUUUCGGCUUGAUUGCUGUUGGUGCCGUCCUGGCUGCUGGUUAUAGCAUCUUCCGCCUGUCCAACUCGCAGAAGAACAACUUCCGCAGGAAUCCUGAGGAUUCCAGCGUUAAGCACCUUACCUACCUCCAGACCAAGACUGGAUCGAGACUCAUUACCUCGGGAUGGUGGGGCAUCGCUCGUCACAUCAACUAUGCCGGUGACUGGCUUCAGAGCUGGCCUUACUCUCUCCCGACCGGCAUUGCUGGCUACCAGAUCUUGAGCGCUGGCAGCGGGGCUCCUGGUGCGAUUACCAUGCUUGACGGGCGCGAGGUUGUCCAAGGCGAGGCGAGGGGCUGGGGUAUGGUUUUCACUUACUUCUACAUCCUCUACUUUGCCAUUCUCUUGAUCCACCGCGAUCUCAGAGAUGACGAGAAGUGCUCCAAAAAGUAUGGCGAGGAUUGGGAAAAGUACAAGAAGCUUGUCAAGUGGAGAAUUGUCCCUGGCAUCUACUAGGCGGAUGGAGGAUGUGGUUGUGUGGUUGUGGUUUUGGGUACCCGGAGGAGGUUGCUCUGUUAUUUGCAGCUGGUGCGAGGAACUGUGCUGCGUAUGAUGUUAAUAGUGUAAUAAGUCAACGGCUAAAAUGAAGUGGGAUGUAAUGUUACUCAUGGAUUCAAGCCGCCCGUCAC